Messenger RNA from Pararge aegeria (speckled wood butterfly), 747 nucleotides. It is a transcript of the gene CSN8, whose product is annotated as COP9 signalosome complex subunit 8. The transcript has 4 exons. The coding region runs from base 104 to 661 and encodes 185 amino acids. Gene Ontology annotation, cellular component: COP9 signalosome. NCBI's taxonomy places the organism in Eukaryota, Metazoa, Arthropoda, Insecta, Lepidoptera, Nymphalidae. Gene Ontology annotation, biological process: COP9 signalosome assembly; protein deneddylation. The record is from RefSeq and is a predicted model, not a curated record.
AGACAUAGUCUUAAGUCUUCAAGUUGUCACUGUGUUUUGUGUAUGAAAAUUCUGUUUUUAGUUAAUACUAACCAUUUAAUUAUUUAUUUAUUAAACGCUCAAUAUGAUCACAAACUUUGAUAAAUUAUGCUCGGACCUAGAAAAACAAGAGCUUGAGGCACCAAAUGGAGUUGCUUCAACAUCCACAUAUGCACAAUUAUUAGCUAUUUAUUUGUAUCAAAAUGACUUAUGCAAUGCUAAAUUCUUAUGGAAAAGAAUACCACAAACAAUCACCAGCAGCAAUCCAGAAUUAACUGCAAUAUGGGCAGUGGGUCAAAAACUUUGGAAGAAAAAUCUUGGUGCUACAUAUAUUGCUCUUGCUGCAUACACAUGGACAGAACCUGUUGCUAAUAUUAUCAGAGCUCUUGAAGAAAAAGUACGUGAAAGGGCGUUCAAUUUAAUAGGCCGCUCAUAUAACUCCAUUUCAAUAGACACAGUUGUAUCGAUGACCGGCCUAAGCUGUGAAGCAGUCCAGCAGAUAUGCAGAGAGCGCAAAUGGGAACUCCAAGCUGAUGGUGUAACCAUAAAUCCUACUCCACCCACUCAGCCAGCACCUUUACAUACAUCUAGUGAAGACCAGUUAUUCAAGCUAACAGAGUUUGUAUCUUUUUUAGAAAACUAAGUCAGUAUAUUAUAAAAAAAUAUUUUUAAGAUUUCAUUCACACUCUUCAAUUGAAGUUUCUUCUAAUAAAGGUAGUUGAAAUUUAA